AUGGGAGUGCUCAUGUCCAAGAAGCAGCAGGUGGAGAAGGUACAGAAAUGCAACGCCGUGGUCUCCGCCUUCCAAGCAGGCAUCAAGGACCGCCCACCUGCACCCAAACCGACAGAGGCACCAGAAGAGGGCGACAAAACCCAACAGACUCAAGCUAACAACUCGGGAGAGGAGAAGAAGACGGAGGAGCAUGCGGAGCAGCAGGAGGCGGACCAGAGCGCGGCACCAUCCACGUCUCAGCAGUGCUCACUUCCUGGUCGGGAGGAGUGCAAAGUCAACCAGGAGGCGUGGUCAAGGCUACGGGACGGAAAGGGGGUGGAGCCAGAGGAUUUGGACAAGAGCCAUCAGCUGACACCGCCGGCGUUCGUGAGGCCCAAGAGAGAAGCGGACGAUGAUCAGCCCGUGGAGAUCGAGCUGGGGAUAAGAGAACAGCCCUCCAGUGAGGAGAUGUGUGACGUGUGCGAGGUGUGGACGGCCGAUGACUUAUACCCCUGCCGGAUCUGCACCAGAGUCUUCCAUGAUGGCUGCCUCCGCGAGCUGGGCUAUCUGAGCACAGAGGCCCUGCAGGAGAUGAGAGACACAGCCCACACGGUGACGGGCUGGAGCUGCUACUACUGUGACAAUCUGAAUCUGCUGUUGACCGAGGAGGAGAUGUACAGCCUCAUGGAGACCUUCAAGCAGUGCAAGAUCAUCCCAGAGUCGUGCCUGGUGUCAGAUGAGCUCCUGCAGUACCGUCACUUCGUCUCUAAGCAGCAGUUUGACAAGGACCUGACAGACGAGCAGGAGGAGGAGGUGCUGGCACAGUUCUCCGCUCUGGACCCAGAAAAGAAGGGACACAUCGAGUGGUCUGACUUCCUCUACUUCGAGUCCCUGGCCGUGCUGAGGAAACUGCGCACAGAGAACUCCCUGGUGCGCCUGCUGACGGGGAAGGAGAGGGACAAGGCUCGCUCGGUGUUCCAGAGUCUGGACCUGGACAAAGAUGGAGUGAUCACCAGAGCUGAGUGUCGUCAGGCCCAGCAGUCCUGGUUCCAGAAGGGCACCAAGGACUCGCAAUCCUGCAACGUCAGUUCUAUCAGUCAUGUUGGACCCAUUUGUGAGAGCAGUCCGGCCAGUUCGGGCAGUGACAGGAGCAAGACGGAUGACAGCAGGCCUGUAACCUGGGCAGACUUCCUGAAGGACAGCGCCAUCUACAUUCUGGCGGCGCGCCCGAACAGCUCCGCCAUGCACAUCCGGAUGCCUCUAUAGUCCUCGGGCCUCUAUAGAAC
Boleophthalmus pectinirostris (great blue-spotted mudskipper) is the source of this 1265-nucleotide messenger RNA. RefSeq names its product PHD finger protein 24 (gene phf24). NCBI's taxonomy places the organism in Eukaryota, Metazoa, Chordata, Actinopteri, Gobiiformes, Gobiidae. The record is from RefSeq and is a predicted model, not a curated record. The transcript is spliced from 8 exons. Gene Ontology annotation, molecular function: calcium ion binding. The coding region runs from base 1 to 1245 and encodes 414 amino acids.